Antrostomus carolinensis (chuck-will's-widow) is the source of this 436-nucleotide messenger RNA. It is a transcript of the gene XXYLT1, whose product is annotated as xyloside xylosyltransferase 1. Gene Ontology annotation, biological process: protein O-linked glycosylation via N-acetylgalactosamine. The record is from RefSeq and is a predicted model, not a curated record. Gene Ontology annotation, cellular component: endoplasmic reticulum membrane. The annotation marks the transcript as partial. Lineage: Eukaryota; Metazoa; Chordata; Aves; Caprimulgiformes; Caprimulgidae. Gene Ontology annotation, molecular function: xylosyl alpha-1,3-xylosyltransferase activity. The transcript has a single exon.
AGGCACACGUUCUGGCAGUAUCGCCGUGAGAACCCCCAAACCAAAGUGGGGGACCCCCCUCCUGACGGGCUGCCCGGCUUCAACAGUGGUGUCCUGCUCCUGAACCUGGAAGCCAUGAGGCAGUCCAAGCUCUACAACCAGCUGCUGGAGCCCACCAUGGUGCAGAAGCUGACAGAGAAAUACCACUUCAAGGGCCACCUCGGGGACCAAGAUUUCUUCACUAUGGUGGGGAUGGAGCACCCAGAGCUCUUCCAUGUGCUUGACUGCACCUGGAACCGGCAGCUUUGCACGUGGUGGAGGGACCAUGGAUACAGCGACGUGUUUGACCAGUACUUCCAGUGUGAGGGUGAGGUCAAAAUUUACCACGGGAACUGCAACACCCCAAUCCCUGAAGACUAGGACACCCCAGGAGCAGCUCUGACUGCAGCAAGCCCUG